Sorghum bicolor (sorghum) is the source of this 1810-nucleotide messenger RNA. Its product is annotated as probable protein S-acyltransferase 6. NCBI's taxonomy places the organism in Eukaryota, Viridiplantae, Streptophyta, Magnoliopsida, Poales, Poaceae. Bases 141 to 1505 code for a protein of 454 amino acids. The record is from RefSeq and is a predicted model, not a curated record. Gene Ontology annotation, molecular function: protein-cysteine S-palmitoyltransferase activity. Gene Ontology annotation, cellular component: endoplasmic reticulum; Golgi apparatus. The transcript is spliced from 3 exons. Gene Ontology annotation, biological process: peptidyl-L-cysteine S-palmitoylation; protein targeting to membrane.
ACGAGGAGACGAGCUCCCCCUCCCUCCUCCCCCGCCACCACCUCCAUUCCGGCCGCUGCCGCUCUGCAGGGCCGGCCCAUGCGCGGGUGAGGUGAGGUGACGACGACGACGACGCCGGCGGUGGCCCACCACCGGAGACGAUGAAGGGGAGGCCGCUGUUCAAGAGCCCUCUCCCCCGCAGCUACCUCUCCGAUACCUCCAGCGUCUCGUCGGCCGCCGUCGCCACCCACCGCGUCUACCAAGUCUGGAGAGGGAAGAAUAGAUUCCUGUGCGGCGGUCGUCUCAUCUUCGGCCCUGACGCGAGCUCCAUCGUGCUCACGGUGGCGCUCAUCAUGACGCCGCUCGCGCUCUUCGUCGCCUUCGUCUCGUUCCGGCUCGCCGAGCUGAUCGGGAAGCCGCUCGGCACCGCCGUCCCUGCGACGGCCAUGGCGGUCGGCGUAUUCGACGUCGUGGUGCUGGUGCUGACGUCGGGUCGGGACCCCGGCAUCAUCCCCCGGAACGCGCGUCCUCCGGAUCCCGACGACGCGGCGACGUCGGCGGACGGCAGCUCGUCGUUCGCGUCCCCGGCGACGGGCGCGUCGUGGUCGCUUCCCCCGACGCGCGACGUGUACGUGAACGGCGUGGUGGUGAAGGUCAAGUACUGCCACACGUGCAUGCUGUACCGGCCGCCGCGCUGCUCGCACUGCUCCGUCUGCAACAACUGCGUGGAGCGGUUCGACCACCACUGCCCCUGGGUGGGGCAGUGCAUCGGCCGCCGGAACUACCGCUUCUUCUUCAUGUUCAUCUCCUCCACCACCUUCCUGUGCCUCUACGUCUUCGCCUUCUGCUGGGUGAACCUGGCGCUCAUCUCCCGGCGGUCCGGCGUGAGCUUCGGCGAGGCCGUGGCGGAGUCGCCGGUGUCCGGCUGCCUCAUCGUCUACACCUUCGUCACGGCGUGGUUCGUCGGCGGGCUCACGGCGUUCCACUCCUACCUGGUGUGCACCAACCAGACGACGUACGAGAACUUCCGGUACCGGUACGAGCGCAAGGCCAACCCCUUCAACCGCGGCGCCGCCGGCAACAUCGCCGAGAUCUUCUUCUCGCCGGUCCCGCCGUCCAGGAACGAUUUCCGGGCCAAGGUGUCGCCGGCGGACCCGGACGCCGCCGCGCUCUACUACCUCGGCCCGCUGGCGUCCGAGUCGCGGAUCAGCUUCUACACCAGGGCCAGCCUCAGCUUCGACAUGGCAAAGGCAAGCUUCGACCUCAACUACUCCGCCAAGCGCACCAGCGUCGCGUCCUCCGACUUCGGCGACAUCGUCUACGGCGGCCACGGCGGGGCGCUCGACCGGGUCUCGACGACGCAGUACCAGCAGCCGCGGCACUCCAUCUUCGGCGGGGCCGGCAGGGAGAGCAAGAAGGCGGAGGACGAAGCGGACGCCGUCACGGCGGAGCUCGGGGCCACCAUGCACAAGCACUACGGCGCCGCCGCCGGCCGGUCGCGCGUCAGGGAGUUCGAGGUGGUGUGAUCGAUCGAGGUGUACGUAUCGGCGCGCAGGGGGGAUCGUUGUGAUCGAGAAACCGUGUUCGAUCUCAGGACCGUGAAUGCGAUUUUGCGCGUGUGCUUUUUUGUGUGAUGUCGUACUCGUACGUACGUGUAAGUAGCCGAUCAGCUUCGUCCUCCAUAUGUAUGUUUGGAAAUGGGAUGCGUGGCUCAUGUAUGUCAUAGCAUUCUAAUUCCUGCAUGGUACACUGUAGUUCAAGGCUUCAUGUAUAUAUAGUUGUGUUAUAUACAUACAUGUAUAUAUAGGCUGCCGAUGCACAAUUGCACAUA